Messenger RNA from Arctia plantaginis, 1785 nucleotides. NCBI's taxonomy places the organism in Eukaryota, Metazoa, Arthropoda, Insecta, Lepidoptera, Erebidae. The record is from the annotation of a GenBank genome assembly.
AUGUCAAUAAUCAUUCAUAAAACAGGCCUCAGUCCGCCGGCUCGGGCUGUUUUGAUCGUCGUGGAUAUACUUGGAUUGAAAGCUGAAACCCGCGAGGUAAACCUACCGAAACGAGACCAGUACAAGCCCGAUUAUUUAAAAAAGAAUCCUUUACAUACAGUGCCUUUGUUGGAAGACGGCGACCUUGUGUUAGCUGACAGUCACGCCAUAAAUGCCUAUUUGGUAUCAGCGUACGGGACUGGUGAGCAAUCGAAACUGUAUCCUACUGAUUUAGCUGCAAGGUCGAUAGUAGAUCAACGCUUGUAUUUCGAUGCUACCAUACUCUUUCAGCGCUUGAGAACUGUUGUGAAGAGCAGAACACGCCCUACCCAAGACCAAGAAAAUGACAUUUACGAAGCAUACAGUUUUACCGAGAAAUAUCUGGAAGAUACGCCUUAUAUGGCAGGGUGUUCCUGUCAGCGAAGAAUAAUACAUGGAAGAAUAAGUGAAACUGGAAAACGAUUCGUGGUGUACCUAUUGAAUUCGAAGUAUUCCGACGUCCAACCAGUUGGAUGGCUUUGCGGUGGUGCUUUGAUAUCCGAAUCAAAUAUAUUGACAUCUGCAGCAUGCCUUACCGAAGUCAAAUAUAUGUAUGCAAUAGCUGGAUAUAGAAGAUAUGUUAGCGGAACGGACAUAGACAAGGAUGAAUGCACGCGAGUAAAAAAGAAUAAGAUUGUCGAAACUAUUAUCCCAGCAGAGUUCAAAGGUAGUCAAAAUCCUGAAGAUUGGAUGAAAUACGAUGUUGGAAUAGCAGUAGUUGAGAAACCUUACAACUUUACAGAUUUAUCUUACUACGUACUUUGCUCUUACGCACCAGCAAAAACUUUUAUCAAUUAUGAUAAGCGUCUCGAAGUUCCAAGCACUGAAAGUUAUAUAUUUGGUUGGGGUGGAAAUAGAGGUCGAAAACCGAAUGCAAAGCAAGAUCUGAAUACUGAAUACAUGCAUGAAGCAAAAACAGUUCUAACCAACACAUCAUUUUGCGAACACUACGUUAGUGAGAAAAUGAAAGCAGUUGUGCAGAGUUCUUUGUUGUGUGCGUACGGCUCUGGGUACAUCGGUGGAAGUGGAAAGGAGGAUUUUGACCCAGACCCUUCACUCGACGACGACUGUCUUUGGCGACGGUUUAAUUUGAAUGCACCAAGUAAUGGAACGUGUGAAGAUGAGUUUCAUGAAGAUCAAAAAAACUUCAACGAUAAUCUAUCAGACGAAAUUCCUGAGAGGAGGAGUUUUGAUGGAUUUGCCGACAAUGGGGGAAUAUGUGAGAACGAUCACGGUGGUCCGUUGGUUACUUUUCUUGGAAGUACAGAAAUUAUUAUAGGAAUCUCAAUAACCAGUAUAUAUACGUCACGCUACGAGUGUGAAGGACCUUAUCUUUAUUAUGGAGUGGCAAAAAUGGGUCCUUUAAUACGUUGUUUAAUGGCAAAAUCCAGUGAAACACUUGCAUUAUGCAAACAGUUAUCAUACAAUGCCAAGAAAGUGAAAAUAGUUUGGCCAGCGGCUUCAAGAGAGCAAAUUAUAACAACGACUCCUAAACCGACACAUAAACCGAGCACUCGAACAACACGUCAGUGGUCACCAAAACGGACGACAAAACACAAUACCAAACUGGCAACGAAACAUACAACCAAACACAUAUUAAGAUUUACGCGAAAAGAGGUUCAUAUAAAGAUGAGAGUUACCGAAAACCAUAAAGUCUUAAAGCCCAAAGAUGUAAGUCUGCGACCGAUAAGGGACAUUAAACUGUAA